AUGCACCAUUUACAACUAGUACAUAUUAAGGGUUGUGAUGACCUUACAAGUGUGUUUCCGGCAUUAGUAGCCAAAGAUGUUGUGAAACUUGAUGAACUAGUUGUGAAAGAGUGUGAGGGAUUGAUGACAACUGUUGCAGAGAAUAAUAAUACACAUGGAGAACUUACGUUGCCCUGUCCCUGUUAUAUUAAAGAAUUGAAUAUAAUACUUUUCCUAUCUGUGGAUUUCUUUUUCGUAGCCUACACCCAACUGGCACUGCCUGGCACUGGGUCAAAGUGGAGUGGAUAUGAUUUGGCGUGGAGAAUUUCAGAGAAACCUCUUACACAACUUGAAACUUCUUACUCUCUGCUGUUGGAAUACGAAAUUCUACAGCAUGUGCCCAAUAUAGAGAAGCUUGUGGUGUGUGAUGGUUCCUUCAAGGAGAUCUUCUUUGGAAGUCCUAGUAAUGUAGAUUACAGUGGACUCUUAACACAGUUCAAAGUAUUACACUUGGAGUCCCUUAGAGAGUUGGUUUCUGUUGGGUUAAACUUGGUAGCAUCCAAUCUGACUCAUUUGAAAGUAAAAAGUUGCCAUAAGCUGUCAUAUUUGUUCACAUCCUCAACCGCCAAAAGUUUGGGUCAACUGAAAAGAAUGGAGAUAAUAAGGUGUGAAUCAAUUGAAGAGAUAGUGUCUAAGGAGGCGGAGGAAUCAGAGGAGGAUGAGAUAACAUUUCCGCAGCUCAGUUAUUUGAUUCUUCAAAGUUUAUGGGAUAUGAGAAGGUUCUACGAAGGGAAUUUAAGUUUUCCGGCAUUGGAGGAAUUGUCAGUAAGAUAUUGCAACAGGCUGAUAACUUUAUGUGCAGGUACAGUAAAAGCAGAGAAGUUGUCCCGUGUGAAAUUUAAGGACGUAGAUGACGAUGGUGAGUUGUCAAAGGGUAUUCCAUUGGAAACUGAUGUCAACUCUACUAUGCGGAAGGAAUUUACGAGAGAGGCUGCGUAUUUGGAAUGGCGUCUUGAAUUCAUAGAUAGAGCAGACCUACAAGAGAUAUGGAUUGUGGCACUGCAGAUCCCUGACCUUCGCUUCACAUACUUGAAGACCUUGAUUGUGGACGGGUGCAGAUUUUUAUCCCAUGUACUUCCCUUCAGUUUACUUCCUUUAUUACCUGUAUUGGAAACAUUGGAAGUUCGAAACUGUGAUGAUGUGAAAACCAUAUUUGAUGUCAAAUGUAUAACACAAGACACAGAAAUGGCAUCUAUGGGACCAACCCUCCGACUUUCCCUCAAGUAUUUGAUUUUAUCCAGGCUAUCAAAGCUAGAGAAUGUUUGGAAUGAAGAUCCUGAUGGAAUUCUAAGCAUGCACCAUCUACAACAAAUACAUAUUGAAGGUUGUGAUGGCCUUACAAGUGUGUUUCCGGCAUCAGUAGCCAAAGAUGUUGUGAAACUUGAUGAACUAGUUGUGAAUGACUGUAAGGGAUUGAUGACAAUUGUAGCAGAGGAUAAUAAUACAGAUCCAAGCGGAACAAAAGGAGAGCUCACAUUCUCCUGUCCCUGUGUGAGGUCAUUGGAACUACGGGGUUUGCCCAACUUCAAGUGUUUUUACUACUGCUCACGGCAAUGUGACAUUUUUACGAAUCUAGAAUCAUACACCGAGAAUCAAAUCCGUACUGAAAAGUGCCUGUCAGUGGGUGCAAAUGGAGUGGAUAUGAUUUUGCAUCCAGAAUUUCAGAGAAUCCUCUUAGACAACUUAAAAGUUCUUACUCUCUGCUGUUGGAUUGAGUCGGAUGUAUUUCCAUAUGAAAUUCUACAACUGGUGCCCAAUAUAGAGAAGCUUGUGGUAUGUGAUGGUUCUUUCAAGGAGAUAUUCUGUGGAAGUGGUAAUAAAGUGAAUUAUAGUAGACUUCUACUACAUCUCAAAGUAUUACACUUGGAGUCCCUUGGAGAUCUGGUUUCCAUUGGGUUAAACUUGAAUGGAGAUAAUGAACUGUAA
Messenger RNA from Sphenostylis stenocarpa, 1965 nucleotides. The record is from the annotation of a GenBank genome assembly. NCBI's taxonomy places the organism in Eukaryota, Viridiplantae, Streptophyta, Magnoliopsida, Fabales, Fabaceae.